Molecule: messenger RNA, 270 nt
Organism: Castor canadensis (American beaver)
Lineage: Eukaryota; Metazoa; Chordata; Mammalia; Rodentia; Castoridae
Gene: Fam25a
Product: family with sequence similarity 25 member A
Source: RefSeq, a predicted model, not a curated record
AUGCUGGGAGGCCUGGGAAAGCUGGCGGCUGAGGGGCUGGCCCACCGCACGGAGAAGGCCACUGAGGGAGCUGUCCAUGCUGUGGAGGAAGUGGUAAAGGAGGUCGUGGAGCAUGCCAAGGAGGCCGGUGAGAAAGCCAUUUCUGAAGCCUUUAAGAAAGUCCAAGAGUCGGGGGACAAAGUGGUGAAGGAAGUCAAUGAGAAGGUAACCAACACAGUCACCGAGGCCAUCACCCAUGCUGCAGAAGGCCUGGGCAAACUGGGACAGUGA